CUUUCUUCUCACCUGCCACUCUCUCUCUUCUUUGAAUAUAUAUAUAAGUUAGAGAGAGCGAAGCAGGAGAAAGAAAGAGAGAAAAAUUAACCGAGGUUUGUCCUCUGGACCUUCUUAGGCACUUCAUCCCUAGUCGUAUCCUUAAAUCCUUCAUAUAAAGAGCUUCUUCUGUUGAUUUUUAAUCAAACAAUCAAUCCGACGAACAAAUAUUUUAACGUUAGGAAGAAAAAAAAAUAUGGCGGAAGAGCAAAGAUGCGAAGCUUCAGAAGGACACCGUCUCUGCGCCAACAACUGUGGGUUCUUCGGGAGCCCAGCAACCCAAAAUCUAUGUUCCAAGUGCUACAGAGACCUACGCCUCGACGAGGAACAGGCCUCAUCUGCAAAGUUCGCGGUUGAAAAAUCGCUAGCCGCCGCUGCCUCUUCAUCCUCUUCUUCGCCGUCGUCGGCUUCUUCUGUCUCUGCCUUUCCGGCAACUGAUGCUCCUCUCUCCCCUCCCGCGUUGACCUUAUCGGCGGCCGAAACCACCAUUGACCGAUGGGCUCCUCUGACCAUCUCGGCCGCCGCAUCCGUUACGUCAGUGUUGGAGUUGCCGGCAACUCAAACGACGAUGGUUUCGCAGCCGAAUCGGUGCGCAACUUGCCGGAAACGUGUGGGGCUGACCGGGUUUAAGUGCCGAUGUGGGACGACCUUCUGCGGGGCGCACCGGUACCCCGAGCAACACGGUUGCACGUUCGAUUUCAAGGCCCUGGGGAAGGAAGCAAUCGCUAAAGCGAACCCUGUCGUCAAGGCGGAGAAGCUCGAGAAGAUCUGAAUCUGUUUAUGACAUGAACAUGAUGGAGCUGAAAACCAAUCUAAUCCUGAUCUGGUCUGAUGAGAUGAGGACUAGAUCGUUUGAUGGUGCUGGCGAUGAAAGGGAUCAGAGAUCUUUGGUUCACUUUUUAAGCUUGGAUAAACGGAGUUGAAGAUCUGGAGUAAUCGCCGGUGAGGCUUUCCGGUGUUGGAUGCCGCCGGUGAAUGACAGAUUUAGUGGGCUUUUCAGAACGCCGUUUUAUUUUCUGCUUUUUCUUUUCUUUUCUUUUCACUGGAAAAAAAAAAGUUAUGUCGUUCUGUUUGGUAACAGUGAAAGUUGGUUUCGGUUAUCUUGUUUAAAUAAGAACUGUUUAUUAUGGCC
Molecule: messenger RNA, 1171 nt
Organism: Macadamia integrifolia
Lineage: Eukaryota; Viridiplantae; Streptophyta; Magnoliopsida; Proteales; Proteaceae
Product: zinc finger A20 and AN1 domain-containing stress-associated protein 4-like
Exons: 2
Coding region: 236-811 (191 amino acids)
Molecular function (GO): DNA binding; zinc ion binding
Source: RefSeq, a predicted model, not a curated record